AUGGACCAGCAGGAAAGAAAAGAGCCAAUUCUCCUGCGGAAACUGGAACAGCAGUGGCCUAAACGUAGUGAUGAGAGCAAUCAUUGGGCAGAAAGCAGAAUCACCAAUCAGAACGAUGGCGUCGUAUUUUUCCUGCUGGACUGUGUAAAGAAGUUAAAAGCCUUUGAUGGAGAAGUAUCAAAACUGUCUCAAGCUGAUUCCUUCAUGUAUUUACUAAUCCAGGUGCCAAACUAUGCUCUUAGGAUUGAAGCCAUGGUGUUAGAGAGGGAGUUCUCACCCUCCUGUGCUUCUCUACAGGAUGACAUGAAAAUUAUAAGACGGGCAACAAAAGAGUUAAUGACUUGUGAAGAACUGCAUUCCAUAUUGCACUUGGUCCUUCAGGCUGGGAAUAUUAUGAAUGCGGGAGGUUAUGCUGGCAAUGCUGUUGGAUUUAAACUGUCAUCACUGCUCAAGCUGGCGGACACAAAAGCAAACAAACCUGGGAUGAAUCUGCUGCAUUUUGUUGCUCUGGAAGCUCAAAAGAAAGAUGCUGCUCUUCUCAACUUUCCAGAAAAAAUUAGGGAUGUUCAUGAUGCUGCCAGGUUAUCCAUUGAUAAUGUAGAAGCAGAGCUCCACUCACUGUCUUUCAAGACAAGAUCUGUUAAAGACAGCAUUCGGCGUGACCCAAAGCUCUUUCACCAGAUGGAAAGCUUUCUCCAGUUUGCUGUAAGACAUCUGAAGGAGCUUGAACACCAGAAACGAGAAUUACAAAAGGAGGGAAAUGCUCUCAUUGAUUUUUUCUGUGAAGACAAAGAAACUAUGAAGUUGGAUGAAUGUUUCCAGAUAUUUAGGGACUUCUGCAUAAGAUUCAACAAGGCUGUUAAGGAAAAUAGGGAACGAGAGAUCCAGGAACUUCAUAGUCUGCAAAGGCGAAAGGAACUGGAGGAGAAGCGUCGAUCCUGGGCGGCUGGAGAGCUUGGGAGCUUUGGACGGAGCAGCAGUGAAAAUGAUGUGGAGAUGUUGGCCAAAAAAGGACUUGAAGAAUUUCUUCCCUUCUUGCAGCAGAGACCUCAAAGCCCUUCAUACAGAAACCCCAAUUCUAGACGUUCUCGACUUUCUUUGGGGAUUACUGCAGACAGGGAGUUGCAGAGUUUCCUGGAAAUCUCAAAAGAUGAGGAUCCAAACAAGUUUAACAGCCUUCCCCGUGCAAACACCCGACAAGCAAGACCAAACGUAGCCUGGACUGAAUCCAAAGAAACAAGAGAUCUCAACUUAAAUACCUUGAACAUACACCAACAGUCUGAAACCAAAGUGAAAAGUGGUGGCCUGCUGCAGGUGCCUCCAGCUCAGCCCAGUCACUUCAGUGGCUCAGCCGGUCCUGGUGCCCGUUACUCACAGAGAAGCACCGACUACAACAUGCGCACUUCCAGUGUGUCCUGCGAGGAAUCCACAGAUAUAAAUGCUCUGGCCCUCGCAAUUGAGGAGCGGGAACUUGUUAAAGGAUUACGCAAGUUUGAUAUUCAAGGAGCAAAGCCUGCAGAGGAUACACCUUUAAUAUAUUUAGAGGAUGCUGGUGGAACAGACUUGGAGACUCUAGAUGAUCUAAGCUUUCAUUCCCUUAGCACUGCUGAUGAUGACCUGCCUCCAGUUUGCAGAAGUUCCAGAGAGGCCCAUGACCAUAAGGGCAAGGCAGUGGGUUGUAAGAGUGAAGCUUCAGAGCCCAGCAGCAGCAGCCCCAUGUCGAUGGAUACAAGCGUUUCAGGAAGCAGGGAAGAUGGGCCAAUGUUCUAUGUGUCAGAUACAACAACCGAUUGUUCUUUGACAUUGGACUCUGAAGAGGUAAAUGAUUUUAAAUCAGCAGGCCAUGAAAUAAGAAGUGAGUCUGGGAAAGCACGCUCUUCUCAGAAUGAUACUCAAUACAGGGCUAGAACAUUCUUCUCAAACUUGAAUCCUGCUUCUGCCAAGGAUCUGUCUCCUCACACUUCUGCAAAUGAUAGGGAUGAUGCCAAUAGCAAGCACAACCUUCCUAAAGAAAAGCCCAUAAAAAAUAAAGACCUAUCAGGACCAAAGAGAAACUCCCUAAAAGACAGAUCUCCAAGCUCCUCAAAAUCCAGUGGCACUCGCCCUAGCCACACGGCUCCUUCCAGACCCAUAAGAACUCUGAAUGCCUCUGAGAAUGAAAGUAUGAGGAAAGUGGUGCCUAUUUCUCGGUCAAACAGAGCACCGAGCAGCGUCAAAAAGCCGGAAGCCAAGCCGGCACUUCGUGAAACUAGUACAGUGGAAAGUCGGCUGUCUCGCCGCAGCUCUGUCCGAGGCACAACAGACACACUGCCAAGAAGUCCUUACAGGCAUAGCAUGUCGGUAGAAGAGCCAAAGUUACAAAGGGGCACUGUCACCUCAAGCAGUGCUCAUUUUGAGAGGGACAGAGUCUCUCUCAAGAAGCCAAGCUCCAAACCCGUUAGGAGUAACGUCAAAUCAAAGGUAGAUGAAAUGAAGAUGUGUCGCUCCAGUGUAAAACCGCAGACCCCUGUAGAUGAUACCAAGGUUGCCACAGUCAGUGUUCCCAAAACACCAUCCACUAUCCCAAACUUUGCAAGGAAUACAGUGGCUUCUUCUUCAAAGCGUGCAAAAGUGGAUCUAUCCUGCUCAUCCAAACCUCCAACCAUCACAAGGUCUGUGUCCCAGAGGCUGCCUAAAGUGAAGCCAGUGUCAACCUCUGAUGAUCCGAGUCCGAAGGAGAACAGUGUGACUACCUUAAAGAGAGCAAAUAGUGCCAGAGUGGUUGGAAGAACCAUCCUGCAGGGAGAAGCUGUCAGCGCUAAAGUAGAACCUGCACCAAAGGAGCAGGAAACAGUGGAAAAGGCCUCUCUUAAACUGAAAGAUGCAAACCGGACCACAAUUGGGAAAAUACUGAAGCCGUUACUGAAAUAA
Antrostomus carolinensis (chuck-will's-widow) is the source of this 2910-nucleotide messenger RNA. It is a transcript of the gene FHDC1, whose product is annotated as FH2 domain containing 1. NCBI's taxonomy places the organism in Eukaryota, Metazoa, Chordata, Aves, Caprimulgiformes, Caprimulgidae. The coding region runs from base 1 to 2910 and encodes 969 amino acids. The transcript has 9 exons. The record is from RefSeq and is a predicted model, not a curated record.